GUUGUCUAUGGAGAAAAAGAAACAAUAAAAUUUAGAGAGCUGCUAGCUGUUUCUUUAUUUUUCGAGAGAAAAAUUUCACUUGAUUUUCGAAUAAAAUCGAUUGAUGGAUAAUAUUUUUUCGAAAUUCGAAAACACUAUUUAGUGUUAGGCUGUAUUAAGACUUUAGAUUAUGUCUGGCUGUGUGUAUUCGUAUUUGUUCCACUUAUGCUGUAUUCCUAGUUCUGUUGGAAUACUUAGUUGAGGAAAACAUUCAGUAUUCUGACCAAAUAUGCAAUUUGUACUGCACAUAAAUUCCCUAUGAACAUGAAUAAAAUAAACAUACAUUCGAACGACAUGGUUGAAGUGAAGAAAGAACCUCUGGAAGAAUUAGAAAAUGAUUUUAUCAACUUUUCAGAAAGUGAUCUUCGCAUUAAUCUUCCUAUUCCAUUCAAGGAAGAACCAGAUGCUGAGAAUGAUGGAUCAACUGAAAAUUUUUUAAAUGAUGUAUGUGCUGCAGUUAAUGCAAAUAUUGCUGAAAUAAGUGCGGAUUUAAUUGAUGCAAAUGAUAAACAAUUAAAUGAAGCAAGAAAACAAAUGGAGGCCUUACAAAAGGCUCUCAACACUGGAAAAUUGAGGAUGCCAAUUUCCAUGAGUAGGAACAGAAGGAAAGAAUCUAUUGAUAAACCUACUACCUCUACAGAAAAGGCUGAUGUUGAUAAAACUGAAAUGGUUAAAAGUUAUGAUUCUGAUAUUGAUAGUGAUGAUGAUUUAUUGAAGUGUAUGGUGUGUAAGAGGAUUUUCAAUGAUCAAUUGUCUUUAGAAGAUCAUAUUAGAUCAUUUAGUCCCUCUUGCUGUGCAUGUGGUAAAACUUUUAGAGACAAUUCACAAUUAAAUAUUCAUCAUCGUAAACAUACUGGUGAGAAACCUUAUUCAUGCAAAGAAUGUAAAAAGCAGUUCUCAAUUAAAGGGAAUUUACACAAGCAUAUGAGAACUCAUACUGGUGAAAGGAGAUUUGAAUGUAAAGUCUGCAAAAAGAAAUUUUUUCAAUUUGCACAUUUGGAUGAUCAUAUUAAAACUCAUACUGGUGAAAGACCAUUUAAUUGUGAUGAAUGUCACAGUGCUUUCAAAACUAAAUCACUCCUCAAUAAACACAAAAAAAAUCAUGAUGAGAAUUUUGUUCGGAAAAGAUGUGUUAGAUGUCGUAUUUGCUUCAAAGUAAUGAAGACUAGUAAACAGCUUUAUGGUCACAUGAAGACACAUUCCGAGGAGAAAGAACCAUUCAAGUGUGAAGUCUGCGGAAAAGUUUAUAAAAGCUUAUUUUAUCUGCAAGGUCAUCAGAGAAUGCAUGAGGGAAUCAAACCAUACAAAUGUAGUGUUUGCGAAAAAUCCUUCGUUAUGUCUAGCCAGUUGAGAAGACACGAAAAUACUCAUGCAGGUUUGAAACCUUUCGAAUGCAGCAUAUGCUCAAGAGCCUUUGCUGUUAUGCAGAACCUGAAGAGGCAUUUAUUAACUCACACUGGUGAUAAACCUUACGCCUGUGAAAUAUGUGGUAAAGGUUUUUUGACUUUCGAAAAUAUGAAUCGACACACUAGAACUCAUACAGGAGAGAAACCAUUUCCUUGUGAUAUAUGUGGUAGGAGAUUUGCACAUAGCACAACUGUUAAAGAGCAUCAAAGAACACACACUGGUGAUAAGCCUUUUGGGUGCAGCAUAUGCAAUAAACGAUUUGCAAUGAAUAAAGUACUCUUCAAGCACAUGAGAACGAGGCAUCCGGAGUUCAAUGAAACAUUCGAAAAGGUUAACGAUAUUCCAAUUCAAGUUAGGUCGCAAGUUGCUCAUAACUUCGAUAAGGACGAGUAUCAAGAACCAGAAUAUAUCAAAACUGCUGACAUAUUUCGAAAUUUAGUGAAAGAAGAACAUGAUGAAGAAGAUGACAAACCCCUCAUUUAUUUGAGAUCGCAUUCCAAUAAAAUACAUAUGAAAGGUGCAUUUGAUGCACAUGUUAAAAAAAACAUCGAUGAUGAAGAAGAAGAAGAAGAAGAAAAACCAUUAGUUAAUAUUGUUGAUUCAGUUUUGUAGCAUUAUUGAACGCUUUAACUUAUUUCUAACUUGUUUAUAACUAGUAACAAAUUUUUAUAUUAUAUAUUAUAUUAUAAUGUUAUGGAAGAUUUCAUAAUUUCAAAAUAUGAGCUUUAUUUGGUUUUGUAUUUUGUGAUUAGUUAUAGUUUAUUAUGGAAAAUUUAGGUUAAAUUUAAAGUUAUUGUAAUAUAGGAUAGUGCAAAUAUUUUUAUAUUACAAGAAGUACUUAUGUUAAGUUUGUUUAUGAAAGGACCAUUUAAUUUGAAUUUUAUUGUAUUUAUUUUCUUUUAUUCUGUUAUUUAAUGGAUUAGGUUCAAGUUCAUGAAAUAAACAGUAAAACAAUUAA
Molecule: messenger RNA, 2404 nt
Organism: Coccinella septempunctata (seven-spotted ladybird)
Lineage: Eukaryota; Metazoa; Arthropoda; Insecta; Coleoptera; Coccinellidae
Product: oocyte zinc finger protein XlCOF22-like
Exons: 4
Coding region: 298-2058 (586 amino acids)
Source: RefSeq, a predicted model, not a curated record